Molecule: messenger RNA, 333 nt
Organism: Glarea lozoyensis ATCC 20868
Lineage: Eukaryota; Fungi; Ascomycota; Leotiomycetes; Helotiales; Helotiaceae
Product: Dimeric alpha+beta barrel
Exons: 4
Coding region: 1-333 (110 amino acids)
Source: RefSeq, a predicted model, not a curated record
AUGUCGGAAGAGAUCCCCGUUGUUGCUAUUUUUACUCCUGCGGUGGGGAAGGUGGAGAGGCUUAAGGAAGUCCUCCUCAACAUCAUCGCCGAAGUAGAGGAGAAGGAGAUGGGUGUUACGAAAUAUCAAAUGUUCACUCAACUCAACGCAGAAACCGGAAAAGGCGUUAUUUUGUUUCAGGAAACUUACGCCAACCAAGCAGCAGCAGACAUCCACCUUUCAACCCCCUAUUUCGCGGCGCUGAAUGAGACGUUAGUGAAAGAAGCGUUGUUGGAGAAACCAUUUGAGCUUUUUGUUUUGGGUGUUGUGGGGGGGUUUGCGGGGCGUGCGUAG